This is a messenger RNA of Trichoderma citrinoviride, 612 nucleotides long. RefSeq lists its product as hypothetical. The coding region runs from base 1 to 612 and encodes 203 amino acids. The record is from RefSeq and is a predicted model, not a curated record. NCBI's taxonomy places the organism in Eukaryota, Fungi, Ascomycota, Sordariomycetes, Hypocreales, Hypocreaceae. The transcript is spliced from 2 exons.
AUGAAGACCGCCUCCCUCUUCUUCGCCGCCUCAAUGGCCGUCGCCGUCGCCGCAAAGAGUCUGUCGGAUGUGCUGCCGAAGUGCGCCGUAGAUUGCGCCGAGACGGCCCUCAAGGGGGCCAGAUGCGCCCUUGACGACACACCCUGCCUCUGUGCAGACCAGACCACCUAUCAGACCCUCCUCCAGCCAGCGGUCGAGUGCAUGGUCAAGGCAUGCGGCCAACAGGAGACAAUCACCAAGAUUGCCCCUGCUGUGGUUCAGUUCUGCGCCGCCGCGAACCCCAAGCUCCCGUCUCCCUCUUCUCCCGCCCCGGCCGCGACAAAGACGAUCCACACGCCUUCAAUCAAGGCCUCGUCUGCUUCGGCUUCUCCUGCGGGUUCCGAGACUGCGUCCGAGGCGUCCGAGACUACGGCUCCCCAGAAGAAGUGGACGUCUGAUCAGCCAUCUGAAGUCCCCGAGGCGACGGCCAGUGAAAGCGCGACUGCUGCUGCGUCUGAGCAGCCUUCUUCGACCACAGGCACCGCGGCGGCGUCCAGCGGUGCGGCUGCUGGAGCUGCAGGGCCCAUGGUGACCGCCGCACUGCUCGUCGCCGGCGCCGUUGCCAUGCUGUAA